Molecule: messenger RNA, 2405 nt
Organism: Amoebophrya sp. A120
Lineage: Eukaryota; Dinophyceae; Syndiniales; Amoebophryaceae
Source: the annotation of a GenBank genome assembly
AGGCGACAGAAAGGAAAAAUAGAAGUUAGUAGGCGAUAGUAAUGGUGAGAUUUAUGUGGUUGUCAGAUUUCUAGUUUUCCUCACGACUCUACUCUGGAACGACAUAAAAAUGAUGGUCGGGUCUGCAGAUGCUUCUUGGCGCCGGUACCUGGUGUGGUUUGCGCACCACAACCUGUACUACAACAUGCGGUUUCAGGAGCUGGAAGCCUUGGCCGAAAUGUGCGGCAUCUCGCGGGCGCAGCUCUACAGGUGCGGUGAUAGUAAUGGUUCGGACGAAAUGCCCUCCGCGCUCACCGAAGAACCCUACGUGUACGUGUGGCUGCCGGUUGAUCGCGUUGACGAAAUCGUGAAAUUUUUGCUCUCUCGAGCGGUACUGAUCAAAGUUGUCGUCGAAGUCUGGGCAGAAGGUGCCGAUUAUGGCAUCGUCAAACAGGUAGCAAGCGAAAAAAUUCCCAAGGUUGGCGACACGGGGAAGCACGGCACAGCCACCACGGAGAGCAGCGACGUGAUGAAAAGUUUACAGGACCGGUCCGGCGUGCGCCACCAGGAUUACGUCAAUGCAGAUGUGUCCUUCUGCUUUCGCUGUGUGGCGUUCGGGAAAACGCUGAGCUACGAAUACAAACAGGCAAAAAUCAUCGAGAUGGGCGAUUUUCUAUUCGGGCCGGUGCUGUCCUCCUGUAAGUCUGCAGAGAGUGAUGUGACAUCGCCAACGGCGGCAGAGCUAGUGAGUAGCACAAAAGCUCUGCAAGCACCAGGUGCAGAAGAUCACGAGCAGCCUCCCCGGAAGUUGCAGCGAGUCGAAACAAGAAAUUCUGUGCCUUUUUUCAAGCGACCACACAAAAUUGAUCUUGAGGACCCGGAGUGCAUGCUCAUGCUGUUGGAGGACUAUGGUGUCGACGACUCACACAAGCUCGACAAAACGCUUCGCCGCGUUUUCUUCGGUCGGCACAUCGGGUCGGGCCGCACCUUCGUCGGCGGAGCCGGUUCGUGUGUGGCCGCGGGCUCUUCCUCCUCCUCCAGCUCCCGUGCGCCCGCAAAUGCAGCCAUCAGAACUGCACCACAAGCGACCCUGACUAAGACGCAGAAGAACAAAACCCUCGCGUUCUACGAGAAGUACGCUCUGGGUAGGCGGUGCAUUUUAGGGCCCACGACCAUGGAGAAUGAACUGGCGUUCUUGAUGGCAAAUUGCGGCCAAGUGACCAAAACGAGCGUUGCCCUCGACCCCUUUUGCGGCACCGGCGGACUUCUCAUUCCGAUGGCGCACUUCGGUUGUCUCACCAUGGGCACAGAUCUCGAUAUUCGCGUUCUGAAGGGCUGGCGCAUCGCCUACCAGAAAAACGUCGCCAUGUGCAAAGAAAUUGAGUUGCGACGCGGCCACUGUGUUAAGAAUAACCCAGCCGUUCCGGGAACGGGAGCGGCUACUGAGCAGCAAAAGCAACAUAGCUCAACAUUGCCCGCUUGCGAUCCAGCGACAGCAGCCGGUUCAUCUAGCACGGUGACCACUUCUACCCGCAGCCCUGCCGUGACCACCGCCGCGGUUGCCAGCGCGCGUGCUCCACCACAAACAACUACGAAAGGGAGUCGCGACCAGGAGCACGAUGAGCAGAAGCCGCUACGAUCGAAGCUGCAACCAAUGAAGGACGUGUUCAUGAAUUUCUACCAGUACCACCUGAAGCGCCCCGAGAUCGUCGUCACCGAUAACGCGCGCAAGCCGUGGCGCACGCGUUCGUGCGGCUGGCUGGACGCGAUCGUGACCGACCCGCCCUACGGGAUCCGAGCCGCGUCGCGGAAAGUGCAGCUGAACCAAACCGCGGAAGGCGGUGACGACCCGCGGAUCUACGACCGGUCUAACUACAUACCGCGCAAGGAUAUCUACGAGGAGGACGAAAUUUUGCAGGACCUUCUUUCCUUUGCCAAAACCAGUCUUGUGGACGAUGGGAAGCUGGUGUUUCUCUUGCCCAUCGAUCUCCAGGGCCUCGUUGCGGCAAAGAGUGCGACUGCUGGUGUCGGUGACCGAGAAGUAGAGCCUGCAGUCGUAGAAGCCGAAACUGUCGUCGAUUCCUUGAAAUCCAUUCGGGAGAAAGCUCUGCCGGGGAAAAAGGAUAAGAAAACCAAAAAACAGAAAAAUGUAGAUUGGUUCACGAACUGCACGCGGGACCCAAUCGUUUUGGACGAGCGCAAUUAUCGCAUUCCGACGAUGGAAGGCAUGAAGAAGGAGUCCGCAACGGUUCAGAUUUUAUCGGGAGGACUAGGACGGCUUCUGGUAGUGAUGCGCCGCAUUCCCCGCAAGAGCCAGGAGAAAAAUUAAGCGAGCCAAAAAUCCGAAAACAGUUCCCAAAUCAUGUUGUAGUAAUCAAGUAUUCUCCGCGUCCGCUCGGCGAGACAUUUGUUUAGCGGCUUUACCC